ACGCAAUCAGUCACUUGCCAAAGGUACACCCAGAAGCACAUUUCAAUUCAAAAUAUUCCGUACGAAGUUACAUGGGUGUUUUUAGAAUUAGUUGAACAGCAUUAUGAUUGUGAAAGAACAAUUCUCUGAACAUUUUUCAAUACAAAUAUUGAAACAAAUGUGAAUACUAGUCUCAGUGCAUUGAGCAAUUAAUUUUGUAUAAGAUAAAAAAUAGGUCCAUUGAGAUUUUCAAUGUGAUCAAUGUGAUGUUCUCAACAACUAUUGCAUAAUAAAUCUGUGAAAGAAUAGGAAGUAGUAACAAUAAAUUGAAAUUCCGUGACAAUUUUAAUAUUCUAUUUUGAUUGUGGAAAUGUUAGCAAAUAACAUAAGUGCAAAAUAUAGACAUUCUUCCUGAAAUAGCUCUUAUAAAUAUCUUUGAUGUGAUUGAUGAAAUUUUUUUAUUUAAAGAUUAUAAGUGCGAUAUGAUGUUUUAAAAAUACAAUAGACAUCUUGAUAAGAAACCGCGCCACCCACAAAUUUGAGUGUACAAAAAAGUACUUUAGAUUAAGAAUUAUCUCGUGCAAAUUUGUUGCCAGACGUUUUUUUUUUUGUCAAUGUAUUAUGUAGCACCUUGAAAGUUGACAUCUAAUCCCCAUUAGAUUAAAAAUUGAGCACCAAUAGUAAUCCUGCGUGUGCUUCAGGUAUUACUGUAUGGUAAUUUAGAUAAAAUACUCUGGUGAUACAUUCCACUUCAACCUGACCACCCAAAUGACCAAUUGAAGACUACUCGUACUCAAGUUCGGUAGAAGAGUGCAAGCAAGAUGGAUCAGUGGCUAAAGGUAUCCCUAAUGUUGUGCACAUUUGGCUUCUUCCGUGAAUACCGACCAUCAGAGCCAUUUGUAUUUGAAUUUAUGUCGGGACCAUGGAGGAAUAUUUCAGCAGAGGUCAUAAAUCGCGAGAUUUAUCCCAUGGGAACGUACUUCUAUCUGGGAUUGCUCGUUGUGGUUUUCCUAAUUACGGAUAUGCUGAGGUAUAAACCAAUCAUUGUUCUAUCAGCAAUUUCGGGAAUUUGCCUCUGGGCCAUACUUUUGUGGACUAUAACCCUGCAGUGGCUAUAUGUGACACAAUUCUUCUAUGGAUUUUUCAUGGCUGCGGAAGUGGCAUAUUAUACCUACAUAUAUGCCAAAGUAGAGCGUCGCCGGUAUCAACAGGUUACCGGACAUACACGUUCUGCAAUUUUAACAGGUCGAUUUCUCGCAGGGACUACCGCACAGCUUCUAGUCUCCUUUGAACUCAUGGAUUUCCGAGACUUAAACUACAUCUCCUUUGGAAGUCAAAUUGUCUCUCUCGGCAUAUCAAUUAUUCUUCCAUCGGUGGGUGUUAGUAUGUACUUCUAUUCGAGAAAAAGUCCCAUUGAAGGUGUUGAAGUGGUCUCAAAUAGUCCACAGUUGAAACACGAAGAUGUCCCGGAAAAUCAUUCUUACACAAAUCACGCAGUUGAUCUAUCCCCAGAAGAUAAUAAGCAAUCCAAUAUGGUUGUACGGAGACGCUUUGAAGAAUUGGAUGCUGAUGCUUUAAAAUCUAAGGCUGAAUCGGAUGUACCAACAAAUGGAAGAACAUUACAAGACGUCUCUACUGCUGAUUCAUCACCCAUUAAGGAUGUUGAUGAGAAAGUUCAUUUCUCAUGUCAGAGAGCAACUGUUCUUCUCUGGAAGCACUUUGUGGCCGGCUACAGCAAUCGAACUGUCUUCCAGUGGAGUCUAUGGUGGGCUCUUGCCAUGUGCGGCUUCCUCCAGGUACAGACCUACAUACAGCCACUCUGGCAGCAGAUCGAUGAGAGAGAUACCUUCUGGAAUGGGGCUGUUGAAGCAGUUCUGACACUCUUUGGAGCACUCAGUGCCCUCCUGGCGGGCUCCCUGAAUGCUCGUCUCAUUGAGAAGUGGGACCUCUGGAUCCUUACCAUAUGUUCUGCCAUCGAAGGUGCUUUAAUUCUUGUUGCAGCCUUCACGCAAUACGUAAUUGUGGCAUAUGUGAUGUACAUCCUGUUUGGAACGCUAUAUCACUUUAUGAUUACAAUUGCAAGUGCUACCGUCGCAAAAUACCUGGCUGAAGAUAGUUUUGCUCUUAUUUUCGGCAUUAACACCAUGUUUGCCCUACUCUUUCAAACAAUUAUGACAAUAGUUGUUAUUUCCGACGUGGGAUUUGCCCUGGAUCCCCGAGGCCAAUUUCAAGUCUUCGGAUGGUACUUUGUGUGCUUGGCAGCUAUAUUUGGAGUAACUGGACUAGUGAAGAUUAUAAAUAGAAAAUGUCGAGGAGGAACUUUUCAAUUAUCAACACAAUGAAAUUUAGUGAUACUUCCUUUUCUACUUUAACCUCUGAAGCCAAAUAAAUAGAUCAACCACACAA
Molecule: messenger RNA, 2385 nt
Organism: Phlebotomus papatasi
Lineage: Eukaryota; Metazoa; Arthropoda; Insecta; Diptera; Psychodidae
Product: folate-like transporter 3
Exons: 7
Coding region: 801-2321 (506 amino acids)
Biological process (GO): vitamin transport; transmembrane transport
Cellular component (GO): plasma membrane
Molecular function (GO): vitamin transmembrane transporter activity
Source: RefSeq, a predicted model, not a curated record